Molecule: messenger RNA, 576 nt
Organism: Rotaria sordida
Lineage: Eukaryota; Metazoa; Rotifera; Eurotatoria; Philodinida; Philodinidae
Source: the annotation of a GenBank genome assembly
AUGCAAAUAUUUACUCAAACAUAUCAACUUAACCAUCGAUGUGCGCCUUGGCGUACAUUUCGUUAUACAAUCAAUGACAAUGACAAGCCUCUUUAUCAAGUUCGUCGAUCUCGUUUUCGAAAAUAUCGACGAUUUGAAGAUGUAAAUGGUAAAAUUCUUUUUAACAUUGAUGUAACAACAAUUAAAUCACAUGAAAAUGAUGAAACUCUUGCUAAUAUGCAAACUGAUAAAAAAGUAAUCGAUACAAUCAUCGGCAAUUUUACACUUACCAAUGUAGAUCUAUCUCAACGAAAUUAUAUUUUAAAAAUAAAUGAUAACAUCGUAGUACAAGUUGAAAAAAAAGACAGUUUAAUGCUUCGUCAACAUAUUAUUCAUAUGAUAGAUAUCAAUGUAAAAUAUCAAGCAUUUCUUUUUGCACUUCUUGUACUUAUCGAUUCUGUUUUUGAACGAAUACUGAAUAAUAAUAUGUAUCCAAGUCCGAUGUACACACAUAUUCCUGUCAGAUCAUGGAAAUUUUGUAGUGAACAUAAAAAUGAUUCUUACCGUGAAAAUAAUCUUCUUAGUUAUCGUAGUUAA